GAGCGCUGCGGAGCAGUGACAUUGAGGGGAGCCGCGCAGGGCCGGGCGGCGGGCAGCGACAUGUGGGGCCGCGCCGAUAAGGCUGUUAAGCUGCUGGAAAGAAACAUUCCCUCCUUUCUGAGGAUGGGUCGGGGAGUGGGGCCGAAGGUGAGCAGGAGGCUCUGCAGCAAACCCCAGGAGGAAAGUCCAGUGCAGCCAAGAGGUCGGCCUGUUUUCCGGGUGCCUGGACACAAGCCUACAAACUGGGAGAAGAAAUGUUUGCUGUGGGCAGGCCAUUUCAAGAAGCCAGAGGAUAUACCAGAGGUUGUCUCGAUUGAAGUAAUCCGAGCAGCACAAACCACUCUGCGGGUGAAGUUCAGCUACGUAAUGAUUGCCUUGACAAUACUGGGGUGCAUAGCGAUGGUGAUCCGAGGGAAGCAGGCUGUAAAAAGGCACGAAACUCUUACAGCCAUCAACCUGGAGAAGAAAGCUCAAUGGAAGGAAGAAGCUCAGAGUGCACCUGCUAAACCUUAGAGGAGAAAAGGAAGAAACCAAGAAUGGGGAAAGAAAAGCUGCUGUCCUUUUCAGCGAGUUGCAUCUUUUUUGUGUUCAGCGUUUGUGUUCAAGAAUGAAUGCAUUAUGCUGUAGUCAUUAAAAACAAACAUCUGUUUUCUUCCUGA
Molecule: messenger RNA, 659 nt
Organism: Centrocercus urophasianus (Greater sage-grouse)
Lineage: Eukaryota; Metazoa; Chordata; Aves; Galliformes; Phasianidae
Gene: FAM162A
Product: family with sequence similarity 162 member A
Exons: 5
Coding region: 61-513 (150 amino acids)
Biological process (GO): neuron apoptotic process; cellular response to hypoxia; positive regulation of release of cytochrome c from mitochondria
Cellular component (GO): mitochondrion
Source: RefSeq, a predicted model, not a curated record